Molecule: messenger RNA, 540 nt
Organism: Fusarium proliferatum ET1
Lineage: Eukaryota; Fungi; Ascomycota; Sordariomycetes; Hypocreales; Nectriaceae
Exons: 2
Coding region: 1-540 (179 amino acids)
Source: RefSeq, a predicted model, not a curated record
AUGUCCGCAUCGGAGCCCUUCACCCUCUUUCACAAGUUUCCCCCGGAGCUCAAACUCGACAUCCUAAGCUUCUGCACCAGAAACGACCUAGUCUGCCUCUCACUAACCGGCCCAGACAUGCGAAAUCUCGUCGCACCACUCAUCCCCAGCAAACCUAAUCUCACAUGGGUCGAUCAGCUGGGUCCAACACCAGACAUCCCUUCAGAAUGCCAUGAUCCACACCGUAAUAACACCCUCCGCCGUCAAGAUUGCGUCGGCGCAAGAGACCAACAAGUCGUCUACUCCCCAAUAAGCCAUCGCUUCAGACGCCAUGAAUACAGAGGAAAAAUCUGCUACAGAUGUCGAAACUACCCAUCCGCCCACCCAGUCUGCAAUGUUCCAUACUGCAAGAAGCAUUGUGCAUGCAUUUCGUGUCCUUUGUUCAUGAGAUUGCGGGGUUGGAUGGGUGAUCGCAAGUACUGUGCGGAGUGCAAUCAAUUCACCACUCGAACAAAGAGAAACAAUGGAAGAUUACAGGCACUCACGGGCGGAAAAAGGUGA